UUCUGAUUGGCUGUGUUCACGCUGCUGCUGAUGUGGUGUUCCGAAGAUAGCAAGCCUGGUUAGCCGAUUCAGAGAUAUUCUUUGGUAAAACAGUGACUUUGCUUUGUUAGAAUAAUGCCUUAUUAUCAGACUUGGGAAGAGUUCGCCCGUGCAGCAGAAAAACUGUAUCUGACAGAUCCCAUGAAGGUCAGAGUGGUUCUGAAGUACAGACACUGCGACGGCAACCUUUGCAUAAAAGUGACCGACAAUGCCGUGUGUUUACAAUACAAGACAGACCAGGCCCAGGAUGUGAAGAAGAUCGAGAAGCUCCACGGAAAACUGAUGAGACUCAUGGUGUCCAAGGAGACGCACAGCGGUGCCAUGGAGACGGACUAAAAUGCUCUAGUGGCGCUGACCUUGUAGAGCACCUGGACUGAGUUCAGUGGACGAAAUGGUGGAGAGAGCACAGAACCAUCAGAGUGCUAUGUGGAGUCUGAGAGAGGGCAGUGAAGAGAGAAUGUUGCGAGAUUGAUCUGGCUGCCUACACUCUUUUAAUACUGUCAGAGAUGUGAGAUAUAUACUGUAUAUAUUCUCAGGAUUUUGUUUUUUUAUGAUACUUUGUAGUCAUUAAAAAUCCAUCAUCCAGCUUUUCCUUGUCAGGCAUUUUGAUCACAUCCCUGAUGGUAUUAAAAUAAAGUAAGGUCAGAGUAGGCUGCUGGGAAAUUUUAGGAAAUGUAGAGAUUGGAAAAUAAGAGGGGCUGGGGGGAAAUGUGGGACAAACUGUACAAAAAGUACAAAUCCUCUGCUGCUGUGUUAGCAGCUUUGGCAUUGAGCAUGGAGUGUGCAUUUAUUUUCAGUUUCAAAGGGGACGAAAAGGACGGGCAAUAAAGAGGCAUUGCAUGUCUUUUCUAUUUACAUCUAUGUUGGAUUCAAUUUCAGCACAGCGAUUGGUUUCAUUUUGUUUGUCCUCAUGGAUUUGUGCCAUGCGAAUGAAGCAGGACCUUCUGAUUUUGUAUUGAAGGUGUGGAGAAACCCACGAUUUCAAUGGAGAAACUCCCACACUUCCAGAUGCCAUUUCGUUGUCUGAAAAAUUGCGUUACAUAGUCAAUAAAUGUUUAUUUACCCAAGUACA
Micropterus salmoides (largemouth bass) is the source of this 1111-nucleotide messenger RNA. It is a transcript of the gene srp9, whose product is annotated as signal recognition particle 9. Gene Ontology annotation, biological process: SRP-dependent cotranslational protein targeting to membrane; negative regulation of translational elongation. Gene Ontology annotation, cellular component: signal recognition particle, endoplasmic reticulum targeting. Bases 115 to 375 code for a protein of 86 amino acids. The record is from RefSeq and is a predicted model, not a curated record. Gene Ontology annotation, molecular function: 7S RNA binding. The transcript has 3 exons. Lineage: Eukaryota; Metazoa; Chordata; Actinopteri; Centrarchiformes; Centrarchidae.